AUGACGAUGACAACAUUUCAGGCUUCGCCACAUCCAGUGGCCCACUCACAUGCUCACCAUUCGGUUCCGCCGCAUUCUCACUUGCAUCUCCAACAGAUGGCUAGUCACAUGAUGGCAGUCCAGCAACAAGAGGCACAUAGUCUUAGUCAUCAACAACCCCAAGCGCAACAACAGGCUCUUCAACAGCAGCCACAGCAGCAGCAUCAAGUGCUACUUCAGCAUCAAGCUGGUCAAUCAACCCUUGCACACAAAGUCCAGCUGCACCCCGGACUCUACACUACCGAUGCUGCUGUGCUGCUCUCUCAGCAGCAACAGCAGCAUCAGCAACAGCUAAAUCCUCAUGUGCAACAGGGAACACAACCACAGAUUACUCAAAUUCAGAUUCACGCUUCUACGCCACACCACCAGCAACAGCAACUUCAGCAGCAGCACCAACAACAAUUGUACCAACAACAUCCAGCUUUUGCAGCCGCCUUCACCAGUCCAUCUGCAGCUGCAAGCGGUAGCAUGCAGUUAUUAUCUGCUGCUGCAGUAGCUGCCGCUGCAAAUCAUCAGCAGCAACAACAGCAGCCACUUUUAGCUGCCUCAACUUCAGCUAGCGGGGCCACGAUGACAGCUACUUCGGCUGGGCAGGCAGCGGCUGCAGCGGCAGCUCUCGUGAACGGGGCGGCCGCCUAUCCAGUUGCCGCAUUAGCCGCCUCGCUAGCCGCUGCAGGUGGCGCUGGGGUGAGUCAGGCUGGAAACACAGGUUCCACAACUGUCAGCCUGCCCAUAACUGCCUGCAGUGGCGGGGCUACUGGUAUAAUGUGUGCAAACACUCCUCAGUCUUCGAUGUCUGGGACUACUGUCUCCACCGUAGAUGCUGCAAUGGCUGCGGCUGCCGCGGCUGCAGCCGGUCUGCGUGUCUGUCUUAAACCGGAGCCAAAUAGUUCCGGCGCGACAAAAUUA
Molecule: messenger RNA, 948 nt
Organism: Protopolystoma xenopodis
Lineage: Eukaryota; Metazoa; Platyhelminthes; Monogenea; Polystomatidea; Polystomatidae
Source: the annotation of a GenBank genome assembly